Harmonia axyridis is the source of this 513-nucleotide messenger RNA. RefSeq lists its product as uncharacterized. The transcript has a single exon. The record is from RefSeq and is a predicted model, not a curated record. NCBI's taxonomy places the organism in Eukaryota, Metazoa, Arthropoda, Insecta, Coleoptera, Coccinellidae. Bases 1 to 513 code for a protein of 170 amino acids.
AUGACGGAGAUAACAGCGGAGAUGGAAAGACUAAGAAUUAACAUCUUGGCGUUGACGGAAACAAAACGUAAAGGCUACGGGACAGAGAUAGUAGGAAAGUACGUUCACCUAUACAGUGGUAUCCCAAAAGAAUGUCGUGCGAAAAGGGGAGUCUCAAUACUUGAAGAUAAGAAACUCAAAAACUGUGAAGCAAUAAACGAAAAUAUCAUCAAAAUGAAUAUGGAUGUUCAUGGAAGACGGAUAACCAUAGUUGGAGUUUAUGCCAUAUCAGACGAUGAAUCUGUUACUGUGAAGGAUGUCUUCUUUGGGAAUCUCAACGACGUAUUAGAGGACAUUGGUGACACCAGAGAUUGUAAGAGUCAGACGGGUAAGAAGACAAAUGAUAUAAUUGUAGAUAACACAAAUGACAAUGGCAUGCGCCUCAUCGACUUGUGUACACAAAACGAACUGAAAAUUACAAAUGGCUUCUACAAACAUAAAAUGAUAUACAACGACAACCAACGAGAAAGCUGA